Molecule: messenger RNA, 3530 nt
Organism: Aspergillus steynii IBT 23096
Lineage: Eukaryota; Fungi; Ascomycota; Eurotiomycetes; Eurotiales; Aspergillaceae
Product: putative importin 13
Exons: 4
Coding region: 279-3371 (1030 amino acids)
Biological process (GO): protein import into nucleus
Cellular component (GO): nuclear membrane; cytoplasm
Molecular function (GO): small GTPase binding
Source: RefSeq, a predicted model, not a curated record
CUGACAGAUGAAUGGCAGCAGGAGACAGUGGUUGCGCAUAAAAAUGGACAGGUGCCCCUCCCUGCCCGACCGGAUCUGACUUGUCACACGCGGUGAAUGUCGUCUUGUCCUUCACUCCGUCGCUCCGUCCGUCUCUCGGAUGAUUUGAUUCCAUCCCCCUCCAUCCCCCCGCCUCACCGCCUGACGCUUCCGUGAUAGCGGUAUCAGCACGUGACACCCCUUUACAGUCCCGCCGUCUAUACUUAUCCUUUUCUGCUCCCGGCGCCAAUUCGGCCUCAAUGGACGUCCCUGGCCAAGGCUCACAAGUGCAGCCUCUCCUUGAUGAGGCCAAGACACUGGUCUCCGAGCUCUACCAUCCCGCCAACACGGGCGACCCGGCGAAGAUCAAGGCCAUUAAUGAGCAACUCCAGGCCUUGCAGAAGAGCCCCCAUGCAUGGCUGAUCGCCAAUUAUCUCCUUGGUCAUCAGGCCACGGAUUUGAGAUUCUUCGGCGCUUUGACGUUUACGGUCAAGAUCAAUCAGGACUGGCAGCAGCUAAAGGAAGGUGAGGUCCAGGAACUCCUCGCCCGUCUCAUCGAUCACUAUGUGUUCCUGGUCAAUGGAGGCGAGCAGGCGAUGGUCAUUCGCAAGCUGGCUUCGAGUCUGUCCACGAUCUUUCUGAAGCCCAACGCCCCGUGGACUCGUGCGAUCAAGAGUCUGGCGGCCUCUUUAGCCAAUGGCAAGUACGUCCCGGAACAGCAGUGCGAGUCUUUCGAUUUACAAACCGCCAUCCUUCCGGCUAUGCCCGAACGAUUUGUAGCCAGUCUGUUUCAUUUCUCCAACACCCUUGCCGAAGAAAUAAACAGAUCAUCGGAGUCACGCCAACCUGGAGACAGUGAUCGCAUCUCGCAGAAUGUUGAGGAUGCGCUUUCACUCGUCAACUUUGCUCUUCACAAUGUCCUGCAGAAGCAGGCCAGUGGUAACACUAUCCCGGGUGAAGGCCCCGGACCUGAGAUUGUCAAUGCAUAUCACUCAUGGAUGUCUGUCCGAAGUGUAUUCCAGCGCGACACCGGACCCAGCUCGCAGCUUGACACCACAACAACCUACGUGGUCCAGACCUUGAACGUCCCCAGUUUCUCCAAGACCGCAGGGCAGGUCCUGGUUGAACUCUUGGAUUGGCGAGAUAAUACAUUCAGCCCAUCCCAUCUGGACUCGAUCCUGGAGUACCUCGUUAACGAGGCUGGUGGCACGCAUGUGAUGGGACUAUUAGACGGCGACUUUGAUGAUGAAAAUAUGACAUAUCUCGAGCUUUUGCUAGGCUAUGCAUCACUCAAGCAAAGGGAUUUGCUAAGGCAAUCCAUUGAUCCACAACACGCACGGCUGUUGGAAUUACUCCACGCCGUGUUCCAGGCGUCCGGACACGCAGCAAUUGAAGAUGCGGCCAGCCCACUGCUGGUGGAAUGGUGGACGGAAGUUGCAGACGAUCUCCAGGAAAUUCUGCUCGAUGCCGAGGACCAGUCUGGAUUCGAGUUUGCCAAACAGAACCUAGCGCGCGCGGCUACGGACUGUUUCACGAAGCUGCACUGGCCGGAACCAUACGAGUUGCGGGAAUGGAGCGAUGACGACCGUGCCGAAUUUGGAUCCUUCCGCCGUGAUGUUUGCGAUUUCCUCUUGGCCAUCUAUCCCAUGUUGGGGGUGGAGUUGGUCCAGGUGUUCCAGGAGCGCGCCAAAUCGUCCCUGGCGCAGGAGAAAUGGACCACUUUCGAAGCGGCCAUCUUCUGCAUUGCGCAGCUUUCCGAGGCUGUGGAUGAAAACCAGCAUGCCGACCAAUGUCUGAAUUCGAUUUUCUUCAGUGACGAGUUCGCGCGGCUGUGUGAGAGCAACGAGGGACAGAUCCCGGACAAGGCCCGCCAGACCUUGGUAGACAUGUUUGGAAAAUACCAGUCAUACUUUGAACGCACCCACGUUUUACUCCCCCAGGUCUUGACAUUCCUGUUCGCAUCGCUUAAGGUAGCCUCGUGCGCCUCUACAGCGUCCCGAUCUAUCUCCUACCUCUGCAAAUUCUGCCGCAGCGCUCUCACCUUCGAGCUGCCCGCAUUCAUGGCCCAGUUCGAGCAAUUCCGCAUGAAGCCUACGGCUACGACCUCGACUAUGGAGAAAGUGCUCGAGGGAAUCGCAGCGAUCGUGCAGACCUUGCCGAGCGAUGAGGAGAAAGCACACAUACUCGAAGGAAUCCUGAAAUCCUUCCACGAACAAGCGAUGCUCGCACGGGAUGAAGCCGCACGCGGCCUGGUUGAUCCUGCCCGCUACCUGGCUCAUAUGGUGCUGCGAUGCGUGGCCAGUAUCGGCCGGGGUCUCCGGACGGAGAACGAGGUUACCAUAGACGGCGGAUCCGGCGAAGAUAGCAACCCCUAUCCGCCGACUUUUUGGAAUGCGGGUAACGGCGCUGCAUCGCAGAACCUAAUCAUGCAGUGUCUGCAGCUCCUCAUGACCGACUUCCCAUUGGACGUGGCCAUCAUCGAAGCGGCAUGCGACAUCCUCAAGGCCGGUUACACGGAGAGAACGGGCCCGUACGUCUUCCCGCCAAUGAUGACGGUCAGCUUCGUCAAAAGCAUCCCCUCCGGCAGCGCCGGCACGGACAUGGUGAUGGGCACCGCCUCGGCCUUCCUCGCAUCCCAUAGCGCACACCCAGAGCACGUUCGCGACGAGGCGGUCGCGUUGAUUGUACACGUCUACGGCGCAUUCUGCUGGAUGCAUGAAAACCCGGAGUUUUAUGACCCCGAGGUGGCCAACAGCGGCAUGGACUUCCUGACCCGCCUCCUCCCUCGGUACCAUCCCUACCUGUUCGCGCUGACCAGCACGCCCCCGGAGCCCAGUCCCACCGACGCCGCCCUAGGAAACGGCCAGGUACAGCGGCCCCCGGUUCUUCAGGCGAUCUUGAACUUCACGCUUCUCUCGUUGCAAGGGCCAGACCCGCUCCCCCUGCGGUCGGCCUCCCAGUUCUGGGUCAGCGUCAUCAAUCUCCCCACGGAAGUCGAGUCCGUUCAAGUCGGCAUUCGCGACAGUCUUCCCGCGCUCUGUCGCAUUCUCAUCGUGCAGGUAGCCGGGCGAUGUGCGCGAUCCGAUCUGGAGCAUCUCUGCGAGGUGCUGAGACGGCUGAUCUUCAAGCACCAGGGCCACGCCCGCCCCCAUCUAGCUACGGCCCUGUCUGACCUGGGAACCGAGAAUGCCAUGGUCUCGGGCCCCGCCCCGGACGUGGCCACCGUUCAUCAGGAGCGGCAGCGCUUCCUUGCGUCGCUGCUCGCUGCUCGAGGGGCCAAGGCGCAAACGGGACAGUUGGUGCGUACUUUCUGGAUGAAAAGCCGCGGAGCCGGAUUCGAUUACAUUGGGUAGGACUGGAUACAACGGAAGAAUUUUGGCCAAAGGGUGACAAGGUACAGCGAAACAAGUGAAGCAAAAAUAAAUAAUUAUGGAACAACAAAAAAGAAAGAAAAAAAAAGGAAUAGCUCAGACAAGACCAGACCAGAGAAAGAGAAGAGAGAAAUAUGCACG